AAUGCGCACUAACAUUGCUUCGCUUCUUAAGGAUAAAAUUAGUAAGAAGAUUGAUAAGAUAAAAAUAACUAGGAGACUUGAGAAAGAUUUGAAGCUCAAAUAUAGCUCGGAUUUUAUUCCCGAUUAUGAAGAGUUGAUAAAGAAUUUAGAAUGCAAGAAUUCAGAAAAAAAGAAUUCAGAAUGCAAGGAUUUAGAAGAUAUAUCAUUAUCUUUAAAAAAUAUGAAAGAAAAGUAUAAUGACCAAAUAACAGAAGAAUUUAUAGAAUUUAAAAAUAUAUUGUACAAUCAAUUAAAACUUUCGAAAGUUAUGUUGUCAUUUUCUUCAUCGAGCGUUAUUGAAUUGUUGAAUUGUAACACAUCAUCGAAUGAUAAUAUUAAAGAGGUCGUUGAUGAUAUUCUAUCGAAUACUAUUGGAAAAAGUGCAAUGAUCCAUUUUGAACUUAUGAACAAUGUAGAUUCAAAAUCAGAUGAGAAUGAACAAUGGGGUAUCGCCCUUCGAACGAUGAUUACCAUGUUUAAAGACCUUGGAAGAUAUCUGGCUAUUGCUUUAAUACUUAUGACAUCAACUGCUACAGCUUAUCAUGGAAUAAUUGGCAAUUUAAUUGAUUCAGAUCGCAAUGACAAUUUCUUUCGUGUAAGUUAUCGCAUCUAUAGUUUUCAAUUUUGGAGAAUUUUUGGCGAAGUCGACACCGAUCAAAUAGAUAACGAUUCUUCAAAUUCGUUGAGUUUGAAAUGGAUUCUGACGAAGUUUUCAACUUCUUAUUCUAAAGUUGACAAGAAAUCGGAAUUGCUAACAGCCGUUCAAAGAGCAAGAAUAGCUAUUGAGUAUGAAGAUUUUUACCAGAAUUGGAUAACAUUUCUUACCAUUGACGCCAUUUUACAUCUAAUCAUUGUGGUUGUUUGUCUAGUUUAUGACUCCUUAAUAAAAAAAUUCUUUAAAUGUUGCUGGGAAGGCUGCCGUUUGACAAAGUCUAGAAUUUCUCCCAACAACGACAUCAUCGAUCCUGAUAGAGAGAAACAACAUAAAUUAGAUUAUGAACAUUCAGUUCUAUUGGCUUUAAAAGACUAUAAUAACAAUAUCUCAAUAGCAAAAUGCCCUAAAUAUUGUAAGUCCACAAAAUUCUGUAAGGAAAGGGAUAGCUGGUUAAUCGAAGGUAAUGCGACAGUUUGCUCUGUUUGCCGUGAUGAAUAUUAUUCAGAAACUUCGGGAAGAUGUCUACCUUGCGCGAAAGAUUGCAAAAGAUGUGAAAAUUUGCAAAAAUGUUUAGAGUGUAAGGAUAAUUAUGCCUUAACUAUCGAUAAAUUGGAAUGUUUAGGAUGUUCAGAAGGUUGUACAUCCUGUAGAUUUGCAGAGAAUAAUGCUCAAUGUUUAUAUUGUCAGAAAGGAUAUUAUUUGACUAGAUAUCAUGUUUGCAAUCGUUGCCCUAACUACUGCUUAGAAUGUUUCAUGGAUUUCAAAAACAGCGUGUUAACUUGCAAAGAAUGCUCUGAAUUUUCUUACAAAACGGCACUUCAUACUUGUAUACCAUGUGAUUUUGUUUUGCAUGGUUGUUUAAAAUGUGAAAAUUCUGAGAACUGCACGAAAUGCUCGUCAAAUUUUUUCCUAAAUAACGAUAACAAAUGCAUCAGCUGUACAACUUAUGACAGAGCUUGCAUAGAGUGCUCCCGUUUGGACAAAUGUUCAAAAUGUCAAACAGGUUUUUCAGUCUUCAAAGGCACAUGUAUUAAAUGUAAAGGAAACUGUUUAAAGUGUCAACCAGACAAAGAUAACAACAUUUUAUGCCUACAAUGUCGAGAAAACUAUGCCCUUCUUCUGAUGGAAAGCUGCGAUAGAUGCCCCGAUAAUUGUCAGUCAUGCUAUUUCUAUAAUGGGGAUAUAUUUUGCUCUCGUUGUAAUAAAGGACAUGUCCUAGACUCAAAUUCCAGAUGUCUUAAAUGUCCUAAUUAUUGCGAAGCGUGCGAUUUAAAGCUUGGAAAUCUAAAAUGUUCGAAAUGUAUAGAAAAUUUCGAAGGAAAAUCAUGGACUUUAAAAGGCGAUGGAACUUGUUCCGGUAGUUCUUGUAGUAGCAACUGCCUUAAAUGUUACUUUCCCACGUCAUCGCAUGUGUCACCCGUAUGCUACCCUUCAUCUUGCGCACAAGGGUAUGCGUAUAAUGCUUCUGGCAAAACAUGCUUAAGCUGCCCAAGUGGUUGCUCUACAUGUCAAGUUACCGAGGACAAAGUAAUCUGCUUACAGUGUAUAGAGACUUUCGUAGCUCAUUUAGACAAUUCAAGUCGAAUACUAAAUUGUAUAGCUUGUAAAGGUCAAGGUGUAUCAAGUUGCUCCUAUGACACAUCAACUUUACAGACUAAAACCCUAACAUGCUUGGAGAAUUUUGUACUAAGCGUAGAAACUUCAACCUGCGAAAAGUGCACUGACAACUGUCUAUCUUGCAAAAAAACCGGUACAGGGACAUGUGACCCUGAUGGUUGUCAACAAGGCUACUUUUUUGAUUCAAGAACAAAGAUUUGCCGUCCAACUAAAGAAAAUUGUCUAGCAGCCGAACUGGUUGAUUCGUCAUUUGUUGCUUGUAUAUCUUGUCCGGACGAUUAUGUUCUUUAUGAUAGACGUUGCAGAAAUUGCCCAAGUGGCUGCAUUAAAUGUAAAUUUGAUGAAACUACUGGUAAAUUUACUUGUUCCGGCUGCAAAGCUGGAUAUAGAAUUCAUAUGGAAGUUUGUGUCCCAUGCCCAGAGGGAUGCGUUUCAUGUUUUAGAGAAAACUAUAUUGACAAGUGCACUGUAUGCUCUCCAAAAUAUGGUUUAAGAGGUGACGCUUGUGAACUUUGUGGGACAGAAAAUUGUAAGAGUUGCAAGUCAAAUUCCAAAAACAAUUAUCAUCUUCGUUGUACUGAAUGUGAAACUGGUUAUCAAUUAAACACACAAGGAUGCGGUUUAUGCCCAGAUAAUUGUCAAAAAUGUAUCUAUAGCAAUCAUUAUAUAUGCUUACAAUGCAAUGACGGCCAUACAUUAACACAAAAGGGGAAAUGUAUACCUUGCCCUAGAAAUUGCAGGAAAUGUAUAACUUUAAGUGAAAUUAUCUCCAAAUGUAUAGAGUGCAAUGAAAAAUACUCAAUUUCCAGCGAUGGAACUUGCCUUCAAUGUAGUCUUUCAACAUUUCAUGGUUGUAGGAAAUGUAGUCCAGUUGCUUUUAAUGCAAAGGGAGUUUGUAAAGAAUGCGAAGAAGAAUACACGCUAAGGGAUGAUGGGCAAUCUUGUCUGAAUUGUGCCAUAGACGGAUGUAAAGUUUGCUUCCAUGGUCAUUUCUGCUUUAAAUGUGCUCAUGGUUUUCAAUUAAUAGAUUACGAUAGGAAAUGUUCGUAUAAUUGCUAUAGCUGUGAAGGGAAUGAAGAAGACUGCGGAGUUCGCCUGCAAAAUGUAUCCCAAAAGACGGUAACAGAUUGCACUGAAGGAAGUUGUUGGGGAUAUCGUAUAGAAGCUGAAGGGAGAAUUUCAUUUGUUAGGAACUGUACACAAAAGACUUGUCCAAAAAACUUGAAGGAUAACUUUGUAUGCGAUAAAUUAAAUUCCAGAUAUCAAAUUUGUCAACAAUGCUGCACUACAGCACAUUGUAAUAAUUAUACAUUGACCGAUAAAAACUGCUCAAUUAACAAGAACUUUAACAGCUUCUCAAAAGUUUUUAUUGUAGUUUUAAUGAUACUUUGGAAAAGCUUUUAG
Messenger RNA from Dimorphilus gyrociliatus, 3715 nucleotides. The record is from the annotation of a GenBank genome assembly. Lineage: Eukaryota; Metazoa; Annelida; Polychaeta; Dinophilidae.